UCAGGCAUGCCUGCGAGGAGAACUGCAAAUAGGAGCCAUGACGACACCAUCAAAGGUGCUCUCUGGGGACACUAAGCUAAGGAAUAGGUUUUCGGCAAAUCAUCUCCAUGGACGGCUCCAACCAGUUGGGCAUAUCGAACGGCCACAGAACCCGUUACAUAAAGCUCGACCUCCGAGUGCAGAUCACACGACCAAACACAAACCUAUGGGCAAUACCCCUCCCACCCUUCUCGGAAGGCUUAAUCAAGCCUCCAAAGAGAGGAAGCUUCACCGUGCCAGGUACGGCCGCGAGCUUUUAGCUGCUACAAGAGCCGCAAAGAGAGCUGUUCUUAAAGCUCAGAGAUCCAGGCAUGCUGCGGAGGAUGCUUAUUCGGCACAAGCUUGUAAAGUCCUGAACAGAAGCGCAAUAGUGGUCCACAACGUGGACGAAAUCACAGCCUUAUUGGAGCUAUUAGGAGAAGCUCGACCGCCUUACGGGCUUCGCAGGGUGGAGGUUCGUGGCCCGGUUGGAAAUGCGGUAGACCCCCUCGUGCAACAAAUGAGGGAGAACCUCGAGGCUAGAAUGAGGGAGAAUCUCGAGGCUAACGGCUUUGAGUUGCGGGAAUGGAACAGUGACGCCCCUCCUCAACAGCAGGGGAAUCCUCAAAAGGUGGAUCAGAAGAGGAAUAAGCGGUGGGAGGAGGAGGAGGAGGAGGAGGAGGAGGAUGAUGAGUGGGAGGAGGAUGAUGAUGAAGAGUGAGAGGAUGAAUAGGAGAGGAGGAGAAGCAUAGCAGGUUCGA
Syzygium oleosum is the source of this 779-nucleotide messenger RNA. RefSeq names its product probable WRKY transcription factor 27. The coding region runs from base 38 to 739 and encodes 233 amino acids. The transcript has 3 exons. The record is from RefSeq and is a predicted model, not a curated record. NCBI's taxonomy places the organism in Eukaryota, Viridiplantae, Streptophyta, Magnoliopsida, Myrtales, Myrtaceae.